Molecule: messenger RNA, 3228 nt
Organism: Fomitiporia mediterranea MF3/22
Lineage: Eukaryota; Fungi; Basidiomycota; Agaricomycetes; Hymenochaetales; Hymenochaetaceae
Exons: 9
Coding region: 1-3084 (1027 amino acids)
Source: RefSeq, a predicted model, not a curated record
AUGAAUGUAUCUGAUAGUCACUCUGGCGACCCCCUUUUCGCGCCUCGACCUCAGCCAAUUCCUUUCAAAAUAGAAGAAAACGCGGGCCUUAUAAUCUGGGGCCUGAUAAACGCGACCCUCGGCAUAUACACAUCUUUCACUCUACUCGAUUGUUUCAGUCGUCACCGAGUGUUCAUCCUUCGUAGAUGUACAGUCCUUGCUGCAGCUGCGCUUUCAUUGACGCUGGGAUGCUGGGCUUGCCAACUAUCUUGCUCUCGGGUCCAUCUUGUGUCACUCGGCGAUCAGCAAGCGGUUAUUAGAUUCGAGCCCGGUUUCAUCGCCUUGUCUUUCUUUGUUCCGAUUGUUCUCAUUUUUGGUGCCAUCACAAUUUUGGAUGCCCAGUUACCGCGCAAUCAAACUCAUAAAGCAUUUAUUUGGAGUUACUCUGUAUGCGGCCUGCUGGUCGGACUUUCUGUGGGAUUCAUGCACUAUGCACCUUUCUUUUUAUUACCGUCGCUCACUGCACGCGUUGCUCCUGGCCAAGCCCUUCUCGUCAUAUUCAUAAACAUGUCGUGCUCCCUCUUCUCCUUUCUUGCCUUCAAGUUCUUUACAGACAAGCACCUCCAGUCCAAAAAGUAUAGAGUCAUCGCCCGUGCAGUAAUACCAAUUGUUUUCGGAUCAUCUGUGAUUGGUGCAGGCGUGCUCGCUCUUUCAGGAAUGAAAUUCGAACUCAAGAACUCGCAUGCUAUUGAUUUGAAUAAUAGUGGCGGUAAAAUUCACAGGGAUGUGCUUACCUUAGUCAUUCCUGCAGUUAUUUCUGCGGGCCUCAUAUGUGUAACUACCCUUCUCAUCUUCUCCAACAGUCCCGAGAACGGAAGCACGCGAUUCUCUGCUCCUCAGCUUAGCAUCGCGAGUAUUGCCAUCGCUUCUGACGGACGUGUUCUUGUUAAUGAAAAUGGGGUCCUUCCCACACAGCGCGUCAACCUUCAAGGCCUACCAGAGGGCAUUCUGGAUGAAUUGGACAUUCGCAGCCCAACGUUUCACUGGCUGCUUGCAAUUUCCCUCGACUGGUCGAUCACCUCACCUUUCUUGCAACGCAUCACAGCCAUCUCGACUUCUUUUGAUAAACGACCGUGUAUUUGGGAUGCUCUGUUCCGUUGCUUCCCUUUGACUACCCUUCUCAGCUUCUUUAAUGCCAAUGCCAAUAGGCAACCAGGUGAUGCUGUGUCCGCAGUGGCCCAAUUUAAGAUGCGUCUACUUGAGGCCGCUGCUCAGCUAGCUACGCAGCUCGAUUUACCGCUCGAGAAGCUGGGCACACUGCAUUAUCAGGCGCUUGAGACUGGGACGCAUAUAGAUAUCAGGGAAUUCCUCAUGCUUGCUGAAGAUGCAGAUUCGCGGGCCCGGGAUGCGGAACGAGUAUUAAAUACCAGUACCAGUGACGACAGGGGACUGAUGCUGUUCCUCGUCCGUACGCUGGCACAAGCACCACAAGGAACGGCUAUACCUUCUGCCCAUUAUAACGAGGGAGCUCACGAGCAGGAUACCGCGGAAGUUCUCGGCACGGAACACGACUGGAGACGACGAUACGGCUCUCGCGGUUUCAAGAUGCGCUUCAUGGGUCGGUUCCGAGAUGUGCUAGCCGAGACCGCAGGCGCAUCCCCGGCUGAUGUUGAUAGGGUGCUGUAUGGAUGCAAAGACACUGCUUCCAGAGGUACACGAUCCGUACUUGAGGCCGGAUGCACAUACGUCUCCUUGUUUGCGGAGCGAGUUUCGUGCGAUGGGUCGUCCGAAGUACUCGUCUAUGAAUUUGCGAAACAUCAGCUCCCUUCAUACAAGCUCUGCUUGCCUGCCUUCACUACAGAAAUGCGUAACUGGAUAUAUAGCAUGUCCGGUUUCACGGUGGAAGACAUCAUCCAGAUCUGCGACGACGAUGUUAGGCAAGGCCGACUGCAUUUUCCAUACUCUUCCCGCCACUCUAAGGGAUACACUACUGAACAAGAGGAGGAAAUUCGACAGACUGCACUCCUUCACUUCAAGAAGGCGCUAUCCAACGCUCUGGUGCAGUUUAUGCGUAACAUGUCCUUUGUUUGUGAAAGCCUCGAGACUACGACGUAUCUCACGUCUAAAAUCUUAGACGUUCCCUCUGUCGCCUCAACCCCCGACGGACCUCCUGCGCCAGCGCAUAUGAUCGUCUUUCAUGCACAACACCCUGAUCCGUCCGACAUUGAGCUGUUCGAGGAUGACUCAGAUUUCACGCAUGUUUCCUUGUCAAGUGCAGCACAUAACUCCCACACGCCAAUGCCCUCUGCCUUUGAAUAUACACCGCGUGCACUAUUCGACGUCGCGCACGCACUGGCUAUCUCUCCUUCCUCCCGUGCAGCCUUUCGCGAAGAAGCAACACAAGAACUUGAGCGUCUCUUCGACGCAGGUGCGACUGCGCGCGCGCAGCGCAUUGAUAUUCAAAUGAAUACGAGAAAGGCUGUUCCAGGGCGCCUAUCGCGUGCGCUCGUGUCAUCGUUUAGCAUUGAUACAGUAAGUGACGAAGGUAGGGGACGUCAGUCGCGAGCUGCACAGCGCGUACGAAAAGGCUGGGCGGCGGUGAAGACCCGGGCUCGGUCGCUCAGACUUCCGAGUCGUAGUCGUAGUCGUAAACACUCCCAGGCUCAGUCAUCACCACAAUCCAAUUCAAUACCAUUGGAGCAUAACCAUUCGGCCUCACGUACGCGACUAAUUUCGCGUUCUCAUUCUGCUUCGGUGUCGACAGUGACGACGAGUACCGGGAAGUCCUCUGCAUCUUUCACCAGGCCGGUUGAGCCGGUUGAGCCGGUUCCAACGAUGCACUCUCAUGCCCGAUCAACAGUUGACGUUAACAAUUCCUUAUAUCUGAAUCGCUGCUCAGCGCUAGCGGGUGGCUAUCCCGAUGCUGCAAAUUCCAUCGGACGUUCCUGGGGACGGUCGGCGGGUCGGAUGACGGGAUCAGGACGGGAUACGUCUUUACUCCCUCCACCCCCUUCGUUCCGCCCACCCGGUCGACAUACUAGUGCCCGCGUGGCGUCGAAGAGCGUACCUGACUUUGCUACUACGAAUGAUAGUGGGUUCUUUUAGUUGAGCUGGUGUCUCGUUCAUUCAUUCUUUUUGUCCGAUCGUUCGUGGCGGCGGUGCGAUACCUUCGUAUUUCCAACCCGUUCCCUUUGGCUGUCGCUUGUUUGUUCUCUUACACCUUGUUCGUUCCUUACUUUUCACUUUCUC